This is a messenger RNA of Hibiscus syriacus, 1089 nucleotides long. RefSeq lists its product as uncharacterized. The record is from RefSeq and is a predicted model, not a curated record. NCBI's taxonomy places the organism in Eukaryota, Viridiplantae, Streptophyta, Magnoliopsida, Malvales, Malvaceae. The coding region runs from base 100 to 1062 and encodes 320 amino acids. The transcript has 7 exons.
UAAACUUUCCUUUGAAAAGUUGGUAUACUCAAACUCUAAAAAACCGGCAUUCCUUUAUUGUAAUCCAGUAAGUUAAUUCUCAGAACCCAAAAUAACUCAAUGUCCGUCGAAAGGUCAUUUGAAACCUGGGAGGAGGUCCAACGCCAUGGUCAGGACCUUGCCGAUUGGCUAGCUCAAGGCUUCACUGGUUUAAUCCAAUCCCACAUGAACCCACCUUCGUUUACAUGGCCAAACCCUCCAAAACCGAAGCUUUUCGACCUCGAGAUCCCAUCCCAAUCUUUUGUUAACAAGGAUUUCGGUCUUCCCAUUGAUAAGUCAGUUAUUUUUCACAUCGGUAGUAUCGGGAACAGGAUUGACCAAGUCGGGGCGGAGUUUGGUGCUGGCUUAAAUGGGUUGGUGCAGCAGUUCUUCCGGAGGUUACCGAUCCCGUUUAGUGUCGAGGAGAGUGUCGUUGUGUCGGUUAGAGGCGAUACAAAUUCAAAGGAUUUCGGGUUUGUGGAUAAUGAGAGCAAUUCCGAGGGGGUGGGAGAUGAGGAGAUUCCAGGGUUUAAUUUGAAGUCUGCUGGACUACUUGGCAAACCACAGAGGCAUCAGAUGCUUGGGCCAGUACUGUUUGUACGAGAUACGACACUCCUUUUACCCGAUCAUCUAUCAAAGCAACAUUUGCUAUGGUAUGGUUACAAUAGGAAGAGUGGAAUGCAUUCUCUUUGUCCUGCAGUAUGGAAGAAGCAUAGGAGGUGGCUAUUGAUGUCAAUGCUUUGUCUUAAUCCUUUAGCAUGUUCGUUUGUAGAUCUGCAAUUUCCAAAUGGACAGUUCACCUAUGUGUCCGGUGAGGGGCUGACAACAAGUGCUUUCCUUCCUCUUUGUGGAGGUCUUCUUCAGGCUCAGGGCCAAUAUCCAGGGGAAAUGAGAUAUAGUUUCUCAUGCAAGAAUAAAUGGGGAACUCAUAUCACACCAAUGGUGCUAUGGCCAGACAAAUCAUUUGCGCUAAGUCUUUCACAAGCCUUGGCUUGGAAGCGAUCGGGGCUCAUGAUGAAGCCAUCCAUUCAGUUUAGCUUGUGAGUCGAGCCUUCGCUAUAUAAAAAAAGC